Molecule: messenger RNA, 4175 nt
Organism: Dromaius novaehollandiae (emu)
Lineage: Eukaryota; Metazoa; Chordata; Aves; Casuariiformes; Dromaiidae
Gene: WDR48
Product: WD repeat domain 48
Exons: 19
Coding region: 16-2283 (755 amino acids)
Biological process (GO): double-strand break repair via homologous recombination
Molecular function (GO): ubiquitin binding
Source: RefSeq, a predicted model, not a curated record
CCGGGCUACGCGGGCAUGAGGCUCGGGCACGAUCCCCCUGGAGCAUUUGCCCCGCGAGGCGGCCGCAGGGCAGGAAGACGCGCAGCGGGAAGACAACAUGGCGGAGCCCGCCCCCCCUCAGGCCCCGCCCCCCGCAGCUCCCCUAGCAACGCCGCGGCCCGGGCUACGCGGGCAUGGGGCGGGGAAGGGGCGGGACUUCCGGCGCGGCUCGCCCUCCUCGGAAAUGACAUCAGAGUGUCAACAUGCAAGAUGGCGGCGCAUCAUCGGCAGAACACGGCGGGGCGGCGGAAAGUGCAGGUCUCCUAUGUGAUUAGAGAUGAGGUGGAGAAGUAUAACCGAAAUGGGGUGAAUGCACUUCAGCUGGAUCCAGCGUUAAAUAGACUCUUCACGGCAGGCCGAGACUCUAUUAUAAGGAUAUGGAGUGUCAAUCAGCACAAGCAAGACCCUUAUAUAGCAUCUAUGGAACAUCACACAGAUUGGGUAAAUGAUAUUGUGCUCUGCUGCAAUGGUAAAACAUUGAUAUCUGCUUCUUCAGAUACUACUGUUAAAGUCUGGAAUGCACAUAAGGGAUUUUGCAUGUCAACACUAAGGACACACAAGGAUUAUGUGAAAGCCUUAGCAUAUGCAAAAGAUAAAGAACUGGUAGCAUCUGCUGGGCUGGACAGACAGAUUUUCCUCUGGGAUGUAAAUACUCUAACAGCACUGACUGCCUCAAAUAACACCGUCACAACUUCUUCUCUGAGUGGGAACAAAGACUCUAUCUACAGCCUUGCAAUGAAUCAAAUGGGAACAGUAAUUGUGUCAGGGUCCACUGAAAAGGUUCUAAGGGUGUGGGAUCCAAGAACUUGUGCAAAACUAAUGAAACUCAAAGGGCACACGGACAAUGUAAAAGCUUUGUUGUUGAACAGAGAUGGCACACAGUGUCUUUCAGGCAGUUCUGAUGGGACUAUCCGCCUAUGGUCUCUUGGGCAACAGAGAUGUAUAGCCACAUAUCGAGUCCAUGAUGAAGGUGUUUGGGCUCUGCAGGUCAAUGAAGCCUUCACUCAUGUUUAUUCAGGAGGACGAGACAGGAAGAUUUAUUGUACAGAUUUACGAAAUCCUGAUAUCCGUGUGCUUAUCUGUGAAGAAAAGGCACCAGUUCUUAAGAUGGAACUUGAUAGAUCAGCUGAUCCUCCUCCAGCACUUUGGGUUGCAACAACUAAAUCCUCCGUGAAUAAAUGGACUUUGAAGGGAAUUCAUAAUUUUAGAGCAUCUGGGGACUAUGAUAAUGAUUGUACCAAUCCUAUACCACCCCUAUGUACACAGCCUGACCAAGUUAUAAAAGGGGGUGCUAGUAUUAUUCAGUGCCACAUUCUUAACGACAAGAGACACAUACUAACCAAAGACACAAAUAAUAAUGUGGCAUACUGGGAUGUCUUGAAGGCAUGUAAAGUUGAAGACCUUGGGAAAGUAGAUUUUGAAGAGGAAAUUAAGAAGAGAUUUAAAAUGGUGUAUGUGCCAAACUGGUUCUCAGUAGACUUAAAAACUGGGAUGCUGACAAUUACUUUGGAUGAAAGUGACUGCUUUGCAGCUUGGGUUUCAGCAAAGGAUGCUGGAUUUAGCAGUCCAGAUGGUUCUGAUCCAAAACUAAACCUUGGAGGGCUUCUACUACAAGCACUUCUAGAGUAUUGGCCUAGAACACAUAUCAAUCCAAUGGAUGAAGAAGAAAACGAAAUAAAUCAUGUGAAUGGUGAGCAGGAGAACAGAGUACAAAAAGGAAAUGGAUACUUUCAAGUGCCACCGCAUACACCAGUUAUUUUUGGUGAGGCUGGAGGACGCACUUUGUUCAGGUUAUUAUGUCGGGAUUCAGGUGGUGAAACUGAAUCUAUGCUUCUUAAUGAAACCGUGCCACAAUGGGUAAUUGACAUCACUGUGGAUAAAAAUAUGCCCAAAUUCAAUAAGAUUCCCUUCUACCUCCAACCUCAUUCAUCUUCAGGGGCAAAAACUCUAAAAAAAGAUCGACUGUCAGCGAGUGAUAUGCUUCAGGUGAGAAAAGUGAUGGAACACGUUUAUGAGAAAAUCAUAAACUUGGAUAAUGAGUCUCAGACAACUAGCUCUUCCAAUAAUGAAAAAGCAGGAGAACAAGAAAAAGAGGAAGACAUUGCUGUGUUAGCAGAAGAGAAGAUUGAACUUCUGUGCCAGGAUCAGGUUUUGGAUCCAAAUAUGGACCUUCGAACCGUAAAGCACUUCAUUUGGAAGAGUGGUGGUGAUCUGACGCUUCAUUAUCGCCAGAAGUCAACGUGAAGGGAGUGGUGGACUCAGAUGGUUACUCAUUUACUUGACCAUACUGUACUGGUUACAAGAGUAGUACUAUAGAAGCCCACUGAACCCCUAAGGUAGAUGAGACUUCUAAUGACUCAGUAUGGAUGGAAAGUAUACAUUUAAUUGAAGUGACUAAUAGAUCUGUAAUAUAGAGGAAAAAAAAUCUAUAUGACUUAAACUAAAGUCUGUCCUCGUCUCAGCCAAUGAGAUGGGAAGUCCCUGAGUGGUUCGUGUUGUGUGAGGUGUACAGAGAAUGGAUGAUAAUCCAGUGCAGACUUUUGCUUCCUCCUUUUUGCUUUUGUUUUUCCAGAACAUUAUAUCCUCAUCUGCUCAUGCUUGAUAUGAAACCAUGGCCAUACUAGUCGCUGUGUUCACGACAUAAUUCAGAACUGCACACAAGGUAUUUUCAGUACAUUCCAUUCAUAAAGUACCUACAGUGAUUUUUCACAGGCUACUCAAACAUUUCUGCCACUUAAAGAAAUUUGGAAAAAACACAACAGAAACAGCUUCUGCAUACUUGAAAGAACUGGCCCAUUUAAUUGUAAGUGAAGGGUUAAUAAUAGACUUGUUUUAGUACUGCAACUCAAAUGUUGCUUUAGAGAGCUAUUGACAUGCAGAAUGAGAACACUAGAUAAAUAUUGUAGCAGGGCCAGUCCAGUGAUGCUGUGCAUCAUAAUAGAGUAAACAUGCUUUGCAGCAACUUAAGAAAUUUUUUAAAAAUAUGUAUAACUACUUCCUGCACUGUGUCCUAGUUGUUCUAAAGACACGCUAGUCAGAAUUUCUGGUAACUGUGCUCUAAACUUAUGUGACAUUUUGUUAAAACUUCAGACCAUUCUGAAAAUAACUUCAUAUGUUUAAUGUUGAAUUUUAGAAACUCCACAGCAGGUUUCAUAUCCAUGAUAUAAAAAUACUUAUUCCUUUUUUUCCGAAGUUUUAUAUGAGGGUUUUUUGUUAUAGAUGUAUGCAGAUCUUCUUUUCACUGUUAUUUCUAAAAAUUUAUUGCUGUCAUAGGCUCAUAGUAGUCUUUUAUAGAGUUUAACUUAUUGGGGGGAGGGGGUAAAGGCAUUUCAACUUUUGGUGAGAAAAUGUGGGACUGUCCCAGAAAACCAUUUGUAUCCAGAAAAAAAUUACAAAUCCUCAUAAAGAAAUUGUGUAAAAAUGACUCUUGUCUGAAGCAGAAGCACAAGUGCCUUCAAAGGGCAGUAUAUUAUUUGAGUUUCUUCAGGAGACAUAUGCUCUUGCCCUUCCUGUAUCUUGCUAUCAAGAUUUAGGUUGAGGCCUAAAGAAAGUCCCAAUAGAUUAUAUUACUGGGAUUGUAUUGGUCAUACAAAAAGUAAAAUAUUUUUCAUUGUAUUUUAUUUGAAAAAUAUUUAAAUCAUUACCUUCUGCACUCCUAACCUAGCGAAACAAACUCAUUGCUUAAACGAGAAAAUAUGGUUCAGAAUUAAGCUAGCAUGUCUUUUUCCCGUCUUUUGGAAGAGUCAGUUUCAGUUUUUAAACCCCAUUUCUGUGUGUACUCAGUUUGACACAAUUGUGCUAUAAUGGCACAUUUUUAGUGAUAUUUGUGAAUUAAAUGGUUAAACAGAACUGUAACUUUUAUUGAUAAAUUGUCCUGACUUGUAUUUAUUAAUAGCAAGGGUCUAUGCUUUGUUCUAAUAGACACUUUUUUUUUCCUGAUUGUCUUGCUAUCCCUUUGUAUACAUUGUAAUUGCUCCCAGUUAUUUUGUCUGAAAUUGGCCAAGGUCUUAACUUUUCUUUUUUCUAACCAUCCCAAAAUUGCAGUUUCAGGAAAGAUUGACAGAAGAGUCUGCAAUGCCAGAAGGGUAAAUGAUCUGUUUCACAGUUGUAUAGAAUAAAAGGCUUUAGUUAAAAUA